This is a messenger RNA of Dinoponera quadriceps, 4769 nucleotides long. RefSeq names its product DNA-directed RNA polymerase III subunit RPC1 (gene Polr3A). The transcript is spliced from 19 exons. Lineage: Eukaryota; Metazoa; Arthropoda; Insecta; Hymenoptera; Formicidae. The coding region runs from base 115 to 4338 and encodes 1407 amino acids. Gene Ontology annotation, biological process: DNA-templated transcription. Gene Ontology annotation, molecular function: DNA binding; DNA-directed RNA polymerase activity. The record is from RefSeq and is a predicted model, not a curated record.
UUCGGACGCCUCCGCGGCGGCGGCCGGUCCCACAUGUUCCGGUCGCCGUGAACGCUACGGUAGUCUGCGCUCUGUCCGUGAUACGACGUGUUGUGUUAACCCUUAACCUCAAACAUGAAAGAGCAAUACAAAGAGACCGAUGUCUCCCGCAGGAUUUCCCAUGUGUCCUUCGGAGUGGACAGCCGGCACAGGAUGUCGCAACAGGCUCAUAUACACGUAGUAGCGAAAAACUUGUACAAUCAGGAUAGCAACCACACUCCGGUCGCCUAUGGCGUACUCGAUGAACGCAUGGGAACAUGUUCCAACGCGAAGAAAUGCAGCACAUGCGAAGGCAAGCUGAACGACUGCGCGGGACAUUUCGGCUACAUAGAUCUAGAGCUGCCUGUCUUUCACAUCGGCUACUUCAGAUCUAUCAUUAGUAUCUUACAAACAAUUUGCAAGGGUUGCGCUCACGUCAUGUUAUCGGCCGACGACAAGUAUUACUACAGGUGUAAGGUCUUGAAUCCAAAUCUGGGCUACCUGGCCCGCAAAGCGUUGCGCAAGCAGAUCCUGGAGAAGGCGAAGAAGACGACAACGUGUCUGAAUUGCGGUGAUAUAAAUGGUACCGUUAAGAAAGCCGGUAUGCUGAAGAUCGCGCACGAGAAGUACAAGAACAAGAAGAAACAGGAGAGCAUCAUCGCGGAGAAAUUAGUGAAGGAUUACCGCUACGUGGUCGAGCACAACAAAGAGAUAAAAAGCAUUCUGCAGAACAGCGGCUUGGUUUACAUUCUGAAUCCGGUGCAAGUUCGUGAACUGUUUGAGAGGAUUCCGGUGUGUGAUAUUCCGCUGUUGCUGAUGAAUCGUGAAUGUUCAGUACCGCGAGAUUUGAUACUGACCAGGAUCCCUGUGCCGCCGAUCUGCAUCCGACCUAGCGUCGCGUCCGAUCUGAAAUCCGGCACCAACGAGGAUCCCCUAACGAUGAAACUGUCGGAGAUCAUUUUCAUCAAUAACGUUAUCCAGAAGCACAUGCAGAGCGGCGUCAACGUGCAAAUGUAUCACGAGGACUGGGAAUUCCUUCAGCUCCAUUGCGCGCUGUACAUCAACAGCGAGAUGUCCGGGAUACCCCUCAACAUGCAACCGAAAAAGUCGGGCAGAGGUUUGGUGCAGAGACUGAAGGGGAAGCAGGGCCGUUUCCGAGGCAACCUCUCGGGUAAACGCGUUGACUUCUCCAGCCGUACGGUCAUCUCGCCCGACCCGAAUCUCAAGAUAGACCAGGUUGGCGUACCUCUGCACGUAGCGAAGAUCCUUACGUAUCCCGAGAAGGUAACACCGGCGAACAUGCAGUUGAUGCGCCAGUUGAUUCGCAACGGUACGGACGUGCAUCCCGGCGCGAACUUCGUGAUACAUCAGCAGACGCAAAGGAGGAUGUACCUGCCGUACAGCAAUCGGAACAAGGUCCUCCGAGAUCUGAAGUGCGGCGACGUCGUCGAGAGACACCUCCGAGACGACGACAUAGUGCUGUUCAAUCGGCAACCGUCUCUGCACAAGCUGAGUAUCAUGGCGCACAGGGCGAAGAUACUGAAUCACCGGACCUUCCGCUUCAACGAGUGCGUCUGCAAUCCCUACAACGCGGACUUCGACGGCGACGAGAUGAAUCUUCACCUACCUCAGACCGAGGAGGCGCGGGCGGAGGCACUGGUGCUGAUGGGGAACAAAUCCAAUCUGGUGACACCUCGCAACGGCGAGUUGCUGAUCGCGGCUACCCAGGACUUCAUCACCAGCGGUUACCGUUUAACGAGAAAGGACACGUUUCUCACGGAGGCCCAGGCUGUUAUUUUGGCGAAUUGCCUGAUAGCCGGCGCGGACGACGUCACGUACGUGACUCUACCUCCACCUGCGAUCCUAAAACCGCUGAAAUUGUGGACCGGCAAACAGAUAUUCGGUCUGAUAAUGCGACCGAAUACCGAUUGCCCGGUCAAGGCGAAUCUAAAGACAAAGGGCAAGGCGUAUACCACUGGCGAGGAAAUGUGCGUGAAUGAUUCCUACGUCGUCAUUCGCAAUUCCGAGCUGCUGGCAGGCUCAAUGGACAAAGCCACGUUGGGCUCGGGCACGAAGCAGAGUAUAUUCUACAUUUUACUGUGCGACUGGGGCGAGGACAUCGCGACUUUAGCUAUGUGGCGUUUGGCCAAGCUGGCGAGCUGCUUUCUCACGAACGGGGGAUUCUCCAUCGGUAUGGUCGACGUCACGCCUGGUCACGGUCUGCUCGAGGCUAAGCAAAACCUGUUGGACGUUGGUUACGCCAAGUGCACCGAAUAUAUUCGGCAAAUGGAAGAGGGUCGGCUGGUCUGCCAGCCUGGAUGCACGGAGGAGGAAACGAUGGAAGUGAAGAUACUGAAGGAACUUUCGGCGAUUCGUGAUCACGGUGGUAAGGCGUGCUUGAAGGAGCUCCCGCCCAGCAACAGCCCCUUGACCAUGGCCAUUUCCGGGAGCAAGGGCAGUUUCAUCAACAUCUCGCAAAUGAUAGCCUGCGUAGGUCAGCAAGCUAUCAGUGGGAAGAGAGUGCCGGACGGAUUCCACGGUCGCUCGUUGCCUCAUUACGACAGGGGUUUGAAAACACCGUCCGCCAAGGGCUUCGUAGGGAAUUCGUUUUACUCCGGUAUGAUCGGCUCCGAGUUCUUCUUCCACACCACCGGCGGUAGGGAGGGUCUCGUGGACACCGCCGUGAAGACCGCCGAGACCGGCUACAUGCAGAGGCGGCUGGUCAAGAGCUUGGAGGAUUUGUGUCUUCACUACGACAUGACGGUGCGAAAUUCCAUGGGCGACAUCGUGCAGUUCAGGUACGGCGGGGACGGUUUGGAUCCGACUUACAUAGAGGGCAAGCAUCACUGUGAGCUUUGCAAACGCGUCAACUCGCCUUGUUACAAUCCCAAGAACAAAGACUCGCCGCUGGACUAUCAGCGGGUGUUGGAUCAUGUGAAGGCGAAGUCGCCGCACAAGGAGGAGGAACCUCUGAACGGCACUGAGCUAACCAGCCUCACGUCCGAGUGGUUUUCCGACUCGGGUCGAUUCGAGGAUACCGAGGCCGAGGUGAGGGAGGAUUUGAGAUGCUUCCUGGAAUGGCUGGGGGUGAGGAUCAAGCGUCACCGGCAGAACAUGCUGUCGCAUUCGCCGGUGAUGCUGCAGCUGCACCGUCUCACCGUCUCACAGCUGGUGGAGUUCGUGGAGACGUGCAACGCGAAGUACAUAAAAGCGCUGACGGAGCCGGGUACGGCGGUGGGCGCGAUCGCCGCGCAGAGUAUCGGCGAGCCCGGCACUCAGAUGACCCUGAAGACCUUCCACUUCGCCGGAGUGGCGUCCAUGAACAUCACGCAGGGUGUGCCGCGCAUCAAGGAGAUCAUCAACGCCAGCACGAAGAUCAGCACGCCCGUUAUAACGGCGCCGUUGAUGAUCGACACGGAUUCCGAUAUCGCAAUGCGAGUGAAAGGACGAAUCGAGAAGACAAUCUUGAAAGACGUCGUGGAAUAUAUCGAGGAGAUGUGCCUGCACGACGAUCACCUUCUUCUGAUAAAAUUGGACCUCGAACUGAUUAAAGCGUCGAAGUUGGAGGUGGACGCUAACUCGAUAUGUUACUCGAUCUGCACGUCGAAGCUGCACUUGACCGCGAAAAACGUGCAGACGAAUGGCGACUCCAUCAUCACUAUUCGGCCGAAUAAGCAGAAAUCAAACAACGGACUUACGCAGCUGAAGGAGAGCCUUCCGAAUGUCAUAAUCAAGGGCUUGUCAUCGGUCAAUCGGGUGGUCAUAGAUAAUUAUGAAGACGCCAGUGGGAAAACGAAAUACAAAUUAUUCGUCGAAGGAGAUAACUUGAGGGAAGUCAUGGCGACGAGCGGCAUUCUCAGCAGGAAGACCACGUCGAACAAUACCAUGGAGGUCUACAAGGCACUCGGAAUAGAAGCGGCGAGAGCAACCAUCAUGACGGAGAUCGAGUCGGUGAUGGAGAAUCACGCGAUAAGCAUCGAUCGUCGACAUCUGAUGCUCGUGGCGGAUUUAAUGACAAGCAGGGGAGAAGUGCUCGGUAUUACCAGGCAAGGCUUGGCGAAGAUGAAGGAGUCAGUCUUGAACCUGGCAUCGUUCGAAAAGACUGCGGAUCAUCUAUUUGAUGCUGCUUAUUACGGCCAAAGCGACACCAUUUGCGGCGUAUCGGAAUCGAUUAUUAUGGGCAUUCCGAUACCAGUGGGCACAGGACUCUUCACACUACUUCACAAGGCGGACAAGGACGAGCCGCGGAAGAAGGAACUCCUGUUCGACGACCCGCAGUUUCACAAGAAAACCACGAGCGCGAAGAGUUUUCUAAAUUAGUUCCAUUGUAAAUGUUAGGUACUUUAUAAUAAUGAAUUUAAUAGACCAAGGAUACUUAGAUUUUUUUAAUAUGUAACAAAAGGAAACAUUUAUUCGGACGAGACAAAUUCUGCCGCGCAAGAUCAAUGUAUAUUACACACACACACACGCACACACACACAACACACACACACACACAAAACACUUUAAAUAUAGUUAUUUUUAUGACGAAAUAUGGUUUAUGACUUCAUGCGUAGAAAUGCGUAGAAUUGCACGAUGUAUGUGCAAUAAUCUCUCUCUCUCUCUCUCUCGUUGAAAGCGAAGCGCUCGUGCAACGUGAACGACGGUGACAUUGGACAUUUCGGUUGCCUGGAGACGGCGUACUGUUUGGCCUACUAAAUCCGUCGUCUCCGUGUCAACAAUCUCUCCGUAUUAAUCCAUCCGACGGAAAU